Molecule: messenger RNA, 1065 nt
Organism: Metarhizium robertsii ARSEF 23
Lineage: Eukaryota; Fungi; Ascomycota; Sordariomycetes; Hypocreales; Clavicipitaceae
Product: Ankyrin repeat-containing domain protein
Exons: 2
Coding region: 1-1065 (354 amino acids)
Biological process (GO): regulation of barbed-end actin filament capping
Cellular component (GO): nucleus; cytoplasm
Molecular function (GO): protein binding
Source: RefSeq, a predicted model, not a curated record
AUGCCGGCCGAGCUAUUGUACUACAUCUGCGCAUACCUGUCUUUCACCGAUGUUGUCGCUCUCGAAGGCGCACUCCACGGCCACCAUCACGAGGUUGUCCACAAAUACAUGAUGGAACGCGGCUUGAAAUCGACCAGGCAUCCUCUGCACAAGCUGCCCAGGAAGCGAUCAACAUCAACGGGACAGAUCAUAAACACGGAGAUCAGGGAGCACAGAAAUCUGUGGACGGCCUUCAUGCACGCAGCUGCUCGCGGCCAAACGUCGAUUAUGUUGCAGCUGCUCGCUCAUGGAGCCGUAAAUGUGCACGCAUCAGACCGAGAUGGGCGGACAGCCCUGUUCCUUGCGGCCAAGGGGGGUUACCUAACGUCUGUCGCGCUCAUUCUGAGUCAAGGCGCUGAUCCACAACGAAUUGAUCGGUUUGGGCGCACCAGCAUGCACUACGCAGUUCAGGAAGGACACGAGCGGGUUGUCAGCCUCCUGAUGCAGAACGGAUGCGACCCUCAGCUACCUGACAGCAAUGACAUGACCCCGAUACGUCUCGCAGUCAAGGCCAGAAACGAUGCCGUGGUGGAGAUGAUGUUGUGCGCCAUUGCUAACAUCGACUCUCCUGCUCUUCUCGUCGCCGCCGUGGAAUACAACAAUGAGUGGGCUGUAAGAAGGGCACUCAGGCACGUCAGUCCCAACAUUAGACACAAGGGCACCAUUCCACUGCUUCUGUCGACGAAGCCCAAGGUCAUCAAGGUCCUGCUGUGCGACCCACGGAUCGAUCCGAAUCAGUCCGAUCAUAACGGCAGGACCGUAUUGAUACAUGCCGCUCGAAAUGGGUUGUGGUCUGUGGUCAACCUCCUUGUGGCCAAAGACGGCCUUGACAUUCAUAAAAUCGACAACAACGGGCAAAGCGCCAGCGAUUACGCUGCUAACAUGAACCUUAACCGCAUUGAAAACGCUCUCAGCAACUAUCCGCUUCGGAGAUCGCAACUACGAUAUACGUGGGGACAACAGACAGGGCGCCGUGGACACCUGCACCUGCUAAGGAGACCUUCUUCAGCUAUGUAUUCAACAUGA